Messenger RNA from Leptinotarsa decemlineata (Colorado potato beetle), 853 nucleotides. It is a transcript of the gene Stam, whose product is annotated as Signal transducing adaptor molecule. Gene Ontology annotation, cellular component: ESCRT-0 complex. The record is from RefSeq and is a predicted model, not a curated record. Gene Ontology annotation, molecular function: ubiquitin binding; phosphatidylinositol binding. Gene Ontology annotation, biological process: protein transport to vacuole involved in ubiquitin-dependent protein catabolic process via the multivesicular body sorting pathway. Lineage: Eukaryota; Metazoa; Arthropoda; Insecta; Coleoptera; Chrysomelidae.
UUACGUUUCGUGUUGAUAUCAAAAUUGAUGUGUGCUUAUCUAAUGACAUUUCUAGUAGGUAUUUCGAUAUAAUACUAAUAAUUACUAGUUUCUCUCCAAAAUAUUUUUCAAGUAAUGUCUAUUAAUUUAACUAAGUAGGUGGGAAGAAACUGUCUGAAUAACUAUUAUUGUGAAUAAAUAAUCUAAAACAUGGGGAUUUUUGGAAACUCUAGUGAUGCUGCUGUCACUGAAGAAGUUGAGACUGCAACAAGCGAGAAGAAUGUCGAAGAGGACUGGAGUCUCAUUAUGAACAUUUGUGAUAAGGCUGGAAAAUCACCAGAUGAUUCUAAGAACUAUCUGAAAGCUAUAACAAAACGUUUAUACAAUUCUGAUCCUCACAUAGGUGUGAAAGCAGUCACUUUAUUGGAUGCUUGUAUCAAAAACUCUGGGAAACAUUUUCACAUGGAAGUAGCUUCCAGGGAUUUUGAGACUGAUUUUAUGAAGUUGAUGACCAAGGCCAAUCCGAACACAGCAAAAAAGUUACGAGAAUCUUUGAAAAAGUGGGCUGACAAUGAGUUCAAAUCGGAUGCUCAACUAAGUCUAAUACCAUCUUUACUCACCAAAUUGAAGAAAUCCUAUGACUUCUCAAAUGUUGAAGCUGUGAGUAACAUUUUUUUCUUCAACUGAUAUUGAUAAUUCCCAAUUAGUGUUAUUUCCAAAUAAAUAAAAUUUCUAAUAUAUAAUUGGGGAAUUUGCAUAUUUUCAAAACAAUAAAAAUGGGCACACACCUUGGAUUUGCUCGAGGUAUAUAUGAUAUGAAUGAUUGUAAGAGUAACUUGAAUAAAUUAAAAUAUUAAACAUACUAAUGAAACAA